This is a messenger RNA of Haliotis rufescens (red abalone), 1929 nucleotides long. Its product is annotated as 2-methoxy-6-polyprenyl-1,4-benzoquinol methylase, mitochondrial-like. Lineage: Eukaryota; Metazoa; Mollusca; Gastropoda; Lepetellida; Haliotidae. The coding region runs from base 13 to 1047 and encodes 344 amino acids. The record is from RefSeq and is a predicted model, not a curated record. Gene Ontology annotation, biological process: ubiquinone biosynthetic process. Gene Ontology annotation, molecular function: methyltransferase activity. The transcript has 7 exons.
UAUUAAUGUUUUAUGAGUACUCCCAAUAUGGCUGCGCCCAUGACCGUGCGUGCUUCACGUUGCCUAGCAGACGUAUUUCGGCGUCGAUGUAGCCUCCAAAAGCUCUCAGGGGCGUUUAUCAGAUGUUUGACAACAACAAAGAAUGGUGAUGAUGAUGGAAAAAGGGAAACUCAUUUUGGGUUUGAAUACAUCCCUGAAGAAGAGAAAGAGGGCAAAGUGUAUGAAGUGUUCGAAAAUGUGGCCUCUCGCUAUGACCUGAUGAACGACACUAUGAGUGCUGGAGUGCACAGGCUGUGGAAAGAUCACUUUAUGGAAUGCAUGGCGCCAACACCAGGGACCACUCUCAUUGAUGUAGCAGGGGGAACAGGUGACAUUGCCUUGCGAUUUCUACGCUACAUCCAGUCACAACGAUCAACGGAAUAUGCAGCCAGGCAAGAUUUCAAAGUCCAAAUACCCAGAGAAAUAAAAGCUAAUAUAUACAUGGACCCAGCCGAUGAGGACAGCUCCGACAGUUCAUCUUCAGACGAGGAAACAGAAUCUUCUCAACCCAGCUCAGUGGUAACUGUGUGUGACAUCAACCAGGCAAUGCUGGAUGUCGGGAAGACAAAACUUGAAAAACUGGGAUUUACAUCAGGAAUAAGUUGGUUACAAGGAAAUGCAGAAAGUCUACCACUGGAAGACAACACAUACGAUGUUUACACAAUAGCUUUUGGCAUCAGGAACUGUACCCACAUUGACAAGGUUCUGUCGGAGGCAUACAGGGUUCUGAAGCCUGGAGGCAGAUUUAUGUGCCUGGAGUUUAGUCAAGUCAAUAAUGCACUUCUCCGAUCGUUGUAUGACAGCUACUCCUUCCAAGUGAUUCCCGUGAUGGGGCAGCUGAUAGCUGGAGACUGGAAGUCCUACCAGUACCUGGUGGAGAGCAUCAGACAGUUCCCCAACCAGGAGGACUUUUCAGCAAUGAUCAGGAGAGCUGGCUUCAGAGUUGUCAGCCAUGAGAACCUCACAUUUGGAGUCGCUGCCAUUCAUUCUGGAUUUAAGAUUGUGUGAACUCAAUGUCAGUAAUAUCAGACCUUCACCCUGACACACCUCUCUGUUGAAGAUCCGACUAGCACUCAUUAGGUCACGUCAGGUGAACUUUCUUAUCAGCCAAUCAGGCUUCUAAAUUAUCACUACCACUGAGUGAAGCAUUCAAAGCAGCAUUGUUGACUUGGAAUUUGAACACAGACAGGAAGUUCUGAAUGGAAAAUAAUAAAGUAUGUGGUACUACAGUACAUUGAUGUGGAUAUUUUCCUUCCUGUUUCCUUUGUGAAAUCCAUGGACUAUCAGGUUUGCUGUCAUGGUAUUUUUGUUCUGUGGGUUGUCUUUCAGAAUCAAAUUUAUGGCAUGAAGACGAAGAAUUUGGCGACGAACUGCGACAGAAGGACAGCGUUAGCUCCAUGGUUGUCAUCACGACAGGGAUUACAAUAAAAACUUAUCCUCCCAGGGUGCCACUGGGUGCCAUAGAACGGGUGCUUGUUGCUAAGGCUGCCAGGGGAAAACGUCAAAAUCGUUGUGUCAGAUGUUCACAAAAUGAGUAUCAGAGUAAAAGGUCUGCUUUUUUAAUAAGAUCAUUGGGAAUUAUUCCUUGCAGCAUGAGUGACACAGGUUUACCACUGAUACAUAAGGUUGGUGUUUGACCUUUGUGAGAGACAGAUGAUGGGCAUAUAGAAGGAACAGGGGAUCACCAGAUUAUCAUCAUCAUCAUGUCAUCACUGACGACAUGGCACAAAACUAACUUUGUUGUGCACUCAAUCUUUUCCUUGAUAUUGUUGCAAAUUGAAGUUUAUCAUGAAGAAUUUUGUUUGAAGAACCCAGUAUUAGCUGGGAUAUUAUAGAAAGGUUUGAAACCUGCAACAUUAAAUUAAACAUAUUUAAAUUUCUCAUAAAAAA